UGGAGUGAGAUGGGAGAUAUGUAUUGUUGCGGGUAGUGUUUAGUGGUGUGUAUCCAAUCCCAACAUCAGAUACAUAUCAGGCUAAAUAAGACGCAGUGGCACGCCUGGCCAUGGACAGGCCCAGCCUGAUGUACGACUCCGGGGAGACGGACGGCGACGCGGAGCGCCAGGUGGUGCUGGCGACGGGCGCGGAAGACCCCAACGCCAGUCAUCAGGUGGUGCUGGCGACGGCGGCCGAGGGCGCCGGCCGGCAGGUGGUGCUGGAGGCGGCGGCCGAGGCCGCCGGCCGACAGGUGGUGCUGGCGACGGCGGCUGAGGGCGCCGCCGGCCGGCAGGUGGUGCUCGAGCUGCCGCAGGGCGUCGACACGUCCGAGGGCGUCAUCAUGCAGAUCGAGGGCGACAAGAUACACAUUAUCACGCCGGGCUCCCAGCUGGCGGGACACCCGCUCGGACUGGCCGUGCAGUCGAUGAUGGGCGACGGCGCGGCGAGCGGCCCCACCGUCCCUUGA
Messenger RNA from Pollicipes pollicipes, 509 nucleotides. RefSeq lists its product as uncharacterized. The record is from RefSeq and is a predicted model, not a curated record. Lineage: Eukaryota; Metazoa; Arthropoda; Thecostraca; Pollicipedomorpha; Pollicipedidae. The transcript is spliced from 4 exons. The coding region runs from base 111 to 509 and encodes 132 amino acids.